AUGGCGGCUGUGCAGGCUUUCUACGCGUUCUACACUCUGUAUGAGAGCUUGAAUGGUGGUGUUGGUGACUUGGGUCCGUUCUCUGGGUUGGAGGAUGUCGCCAGGAGGGUGUACCUUGAGGAAGGGGCCCUAGCGGUAUCCGAUACGCAGCGGGUAUCCCUCUUCAUCACUUGGAAGAAGCGGGAACGUCUCAGAGGUUGUAUUGGGACGUUUGGGAGGUUGCCGGCGGCUCGGGCAGUCCAGAGGUACGCUUUAGUGUCCGCCUUGGAGGACUCGAGAUUCCCGCCCAUCCAGCUCAGGGAACUACCAGAGUUACACUGUACUUGCAACAUCCUAGACAACUUCACUAUAAUCUACAGCAAGCAGCAGGACAGUACAGGGGGUCCCCAGGAUAUAUUCGACUGGGAUGUAGGGACACACGGUGUGGAACUCAAGUUCAGGGACCCUUGGUCGCACACGCUCCGCAGCGCAACGUUCCUCCCAGAGGUCAUGCUCGAGCAGCAUUGGGACAAGCGUGCCACUUUCGAGAACCUCGUACAGAAGGCAGGGUGCAGUGACGGGGCUGCCCAGCACAUUGUGGACCACUACGAGAAGUACUUCGUCGAAGUCAUCCGCUAUGAGGGCUACGCCACAGAGAUCGCGUACCCGGAGUUCAUGCGCAAGUGGAGCAACGCCCUCCCAACAGACUGA
Molecule: messenger RNA, 690 nt
Organism: Huiozyma naganishii CBS 8797
Lineage: Eukaryota; Fungi; Ascomycota; Saccharomycetes; Saccharomycetales; Saccharomycetaceae
Exons: 1
Coding region: 1-690 (229 amino acids)
Source: RefSeq, a predicted model, not a curated record